GACCAUGGAGCAGAACCUGCCAUAUCUCAACGUAUGUCGUGGCGACCAGUGAUGGGUGCCUUGGUGGCCACCGGCUCAGGGAAGAGUUGUAUUGAGCGAGGCAGAAACGUGGUCACUGAAAUAUCUUUCCCCCUCAAGUUUCAGUGACAUGCAACUUGGGAGAAUGCUGUUCACAGGUUGCUUGAGACCGCGCUGGGACAAUCACCAGCGAUAUCAGCUGGAAAGAAGUUGGCGAAUAAUAGGAAUGAAAAGUAAGUGCAAAUGUUCGCAGACAUCGGCUCAAACGGGCAAUCGGGAACGAGGGGGGCGGCGACUGGUACUUAGCGCUCUGCUUGCCACGUGUAUGUGGUGUUCAGGAUCCGAGAUUCCGACACAUAUUUGACUCCUGGACGUCGAUUCAAUGGUUGACUCAAUGUUGACUCUUGCUGGCGCAAGGGCAUCAACGAUUCCCGAUAUUUUUCGGCGAUCAUCGAGUUGUUGCUAUCGGACCGCUCAAAAUACGACCUUCAAUCACGCGCGAUAUUUCCACGGAUUCACUUGGCGUUUUCCCCUUACAGCUAUCGUAUACCGUGCUUCACUUCUAAUGAGCACGUAUAUAAGCGCGUCAAGCUAUUCUGAAGCAACCCGAGCCCUCAAUGACACCACCUUUAUUCUCGACCUGAACGAGGCUACCCAACAAUACGCCAAAAUGCAAAAUGCGCUCUUUACUGCGUUCGCUACUAUCUCGGCACAACUGCAUAGCUUGGACUUGCAGCGCAUGGCGCCACCAUUGAGACCAAAAUGGAACAGAAUUCAUGCAUUUGAAAACGUUAUGAAGCAUAUGCGUACGAAUACGGUCGAUCUCUCUGGGCGCGCGAAGAUGUUCUGUACAGUCGUGCUUCCCAUUCUAGCAAGGAACCUGAACAAUGUGACGCCGCGUUCACACCAAGAAAAGAUUCAAAUUCUUCAAUCUUACAUGAAGAUAACUUCAGACCAUCUCUCCCUCAACCAGAACUACGUGGGCGCGAUCUUGAACAUAAUAUCAAAUUUGACAGCAUUCCAUAACGAACUAGCUCAGCUAGCCUGCCAACACUCGUCGUCGGUGUCGGACCGCAGCCAGCUACGUGACCUAGCCGCGAAAUUUCUUCAGCUCGAGAACCACCUGAAACAAUUAUUUUACUUAUUUAAGAACACUCAACCCGAUACCACAACGGUCACAAAAACAUCCACACGAUUAAUCGCAUUCUCUGUCAGUCGACCAAAAAAAUCAAAAUUGUCCCCACAACGGGUUGCACUCACGGAUGAAAAUAUGGCGCGGGUUUACGACCAGCUCGAACAGUGCAAGAGCGAGGUAACACACGCACAGUACACUGCACAAAUCCAUAAGCCGACGGACGCGCUUAACACCGCGCGUUCCACAGUUUCUUCCUUCGUGUUUGACCUCAUGGUCAAUGUCGAGCACGGUCUUUCGCUCUUUUUGGCAGUCUGGUCGUCAAUUAUAAAUGACUGCCGCCAAAUGGUGGUUUGGCUGCAGAAUCCUGUUACGAGCAUACCGCCGUCGAUGUCGGUGUAUGCUGACACCGGGAUGAUGUUGUAUGCCCCUAUUGGAGCUGCAUUAGAUUUGUACAACGGCAAGCUGGAUAUAAAAUAGAGGAUUUCAUACACGGACCUGAGGACUUGCAACGGACUUCCGCCACAUAUUUAUGUAAUAAGGCAUACUUGGCAUUAUGUA
This is a messenger RNA of Desarmillaria tabescens, 1711 nucleotides long. RefSeq lists its product as uncharacterized. The record is from RefSeq and is a predicted model, not a curated record. NCBI's taxonomy places the organism in Eukaryota, Fungi, Basidiomycota, Agaricomycetes, Agaricales, Physalacriaceae. The coding region runs from base 401 to 1630 and encodes 409 amino acids. The transcript has 10 exons.